Messenger RNA from Mesorhabditis belari, 1356 nucleotides. Lineage: Eukaryota; Metazoa; Nematoda; Chromadorea; Rhabditida; Rhabditidae. The record is from the annotation of a GenBank genome assembly.
AUGGCCAGCCCGCGAACGCGCCGCGUUUUAAAAGAUUUGCGACCGAUCGACGAAAAUAAUUAUUGUUUCGAGUGUGGUGCUCAGAAUCCGCAAUGGGUUUCCGUCUCGUACGGCAUCUGGAUUUGCCUUGAGUGCUCCGGUCUGCACAGGGGAUUAGGCGUACAUUUGAGUUUCGUCCGUUCGGUCACUAUGGAUAAGUGGAAAGACAGUGAGCUGGCAAAGAUGAAGGCUGGUGGCAAUCAGAAAUUCCGAGAAUUCCUUGAAGCUCAACCGGAUUUUGAUCCGAAUUGGAAUUUACAACAAAAGUACAAUAGUAGAGCCGCCGCUUUGUUCAGAGACAAGGUUUCUUGUGAAUCCGAGGGCAAAGAUUGGUCAAUCGCGACAUCGUCGGCGAAAAAUUUCACUCCAAACGCUCUCUCAUUAUCAAGCAGUGCCCGAUCGUUGGGUGGAGGCAGUUCGGGCUCAAAACCCUCGUCGCAAAGCAGUUUGGGACAAUAUUUUGGCGGUGGAUCAUCAGCAAAUGCCUAUCAAUCGUCACAACAAAGCACAAAUGACUCGUAUGCAAGCGGUGGAACAUUUCAGGGAAACGAUCGCUAUCAGGGCUUCGGAAAUACAGCAUCGACGCCUAACUCGCAAAAUGCCGUCAAUUUUCAGGACUCCGAAUUUCUCACCGGUGCGAUGAGUGGAUUGACAAUGGGCUGGUCAAUGCUUCGAUCGGGUGCUCAACAAGCCGCAUCGGUUGCCAAGGAUUUGGGAAGUCAAGCCGCGCAGAAAGCUCAAGAGAUUGGCGGAGAUAUGGGUCAAGCCAGCGGCGGUGCCUCGGGUCUCCUAUCUGGUGUUGCGACGAAAGCGACGGAAAUUGGUGGAAAAACUUGGGGCGGAAUUUCGAGCUUCGUCAAAUCGUCAUCGAUCCAGGGAUUGGCGAAUAUUCUACCAAAAACUGGCUACGAGGAUAUGAACUCGCCAAAUGGGGGUGGAAAUUUUGGACAAUCAUCAGGACAAAAUUAUGGAUUCAACGACGUUCCCAACAAUGAUGCCCAACAAAACUUUGGAAAAAUGCAGAAAAAUGAGGAUUUUGAAGAUGAAAGCGUCAAAACGAAGCCGAAAACGGGGAAAGCUACGAAAGGGAAACCGGUGGCGGCAAAGAAAGACCCAUCUUCAUUGAUCGAUUUCGAGUCACCAAAAGAGGAAGAGCCCGCGCAGAGCACGAUUGACGCGUUCGAGAAAUCGAUCAAUCGAAGCCCCCGCCCGGUCAAGCCAAUCGCAUCAACUACGACGACAACGACGACAGCGCCGAAGAAAGCACAAGAGAAGAAAAAAGAUUGGGAUGACGAUGCAUGGGAUCUACUCAAUCAG